Messenger RNA from Cannabis sativa, 2680 nucleotides. RefSeq names its product exocyst complex component SEC15A. Bases 156 to 2525 code for a protein of 789 amino acids. Lineage: Eukaryota; Viridiplantae; Streptophyta; Magnoliopsida; Rosales; Cannabaceae. The transcript has 2 exons. The record is from RefSeq and is a predicted model, not a curated record. Gene Ontology annotation, cellular component: membrane; exocyst. Gene Ontology annotation, biological process: exocytosis; Golgi to plasma membrane transport; intracellular protein transport.
UUCUCCUUCUCCUUCUCCUCGAAUAUGUCUCUCAUUGAUCAUACUAUUACCUCUUCCUUCCUUCUCUUCUUUCGUUUAUAUUAGCUUUUUGGUUAAUUUCGCUUACCACCACAACACUUUCCUUUCUUAAAAGGAAUAAAGGAUAUUUGGGAAUAAUGGAUGUGAAACCAAAGAGAAAAAUUGUUACUGAGAAUGGUGAUACAGGAGAAGAUUUGGUUCUUGCAACUUUGAUUUCGAAUGGUGAUGAUGUUGGUCCUCUUGUUAGGCAUGCCUUCGAAAUGGGGAGGCCCGAAUCACUUCUUCACCAGCUCAAGAAUGUGGUGAAGAAGAAGGAAACCGAGAUUGAAGAACUCUGCAAAACACAUUAUGAGGAAUUCAUUCUUGCUGUCGAUGAGCUUCGGGGGGUUUUGGUUGAUGCUGAAGAGCUUAAAUGUGAUCUGUCAAGUGAUAAUUUUCGGUUGCAAGAAGUUGGGAGUGUUCUUUUGAUUAAACUUGAGGAGCUUCUUGAGUCUUAUGCUAUUAAGAAGAAUGUGACUGAAGCUGUUAAAAUGUCGAAAAAUUGUGUAAUGGUGUUAGAGCUUUGUGUAAAGUGUAACAGUCAUGUUUCUGAGGGCCGAUUUUAUCCAGCAUUGAAGACGAUCGAUUUGAUUGAGAAGAAUUACUUGGAGAAGAUUCCUGUCAAGGCUUUGAGAAUGGUUAUUGAGCAGAGAAUUCCUGUUAUUAAAUCGCAUGUUGAGAAGAGAGUUUGUAGUAAGUUCAAUGAGUGGCUUGUGCACAUAAGGAGUUCUGCUAAGGAUAUCGGUCAAACAGCGAUAGGUCAUGCUGCAUCGGUUCGUCAGAGGGACGAGGAAAUGCUGGAACGUCAAAGGAAAGCUGAGGAGCAAAAUGUCAUGGGGUUAGAAGAGUUUUCGUUUAAUUUAGAGGUGGAAGAAGUAGAUGAGGAAUCGGUUUUGAAAAUCGAUCUUACACCUCUUUAUCGAGCAUACCACAUUCACAAUUGCUUAGGAAUUCCUGAGCAGUUUCGGGAUUAUUACUAUAAGAAUCGAAUGCUGCAGCUUAACUCGGAUUUACAAAUCUCUUCGGUGCAGCCUUUUGUUGAGUCUUAUCAAACAUUUUUAGCUCAAAUUGCAGGGUUCUUCAUAGUGGAGGAUCGGGUUCUCAGGACUGCUGGGGGUUUGCUUUUAGCUGAACAAGUUGAAAUAAUGUGGGAAACAGCUUUAGCUAAGAUGAUAUCGGUUUUGGAUGAACAAUUCUCACAUAUGGAUUCAACAACACACCUUCUUUUGGUGAAAGAUUAUGUCACACUUCUUGGUUCAACUCUUAGACAGUACGGGUAUGAAGUUGGUCCACUCCUUGAGGCUUUGGACAAUUGCAGAGACAAGUACCAUAAACUUCUUUUAGAAGAGUGUCGGGAACAGAUUGUAAACGUUCUUGCUCACGAUUCGUACGAGCAAAUGGUUUUGAAGAAAGACUCUGAUUACGAAACCAAUGUGUUGCUAUUCAAUCUCCAAAACUCGGAUAUUAUGCCUGCAUUUCCUUAUGUAGCGCCUUUUUCUUCGAUGGUGCCUGAUUCAUGUCGAAUUGUUCGAUCCUUUAUCAAAGGUUCGGUUGAUUACUUGUCUCAUGGUGUCUAUGCUAAUUUCUAUGAUGUAGUGAAAAAGUACACAGACAAGCUUCUAAUCGAUGUGUUGAACGAGAUCUUACUCAACACGAUUCAAAGCAACAACAUCGGUGUAUCUCAAGCAAUGCAGAUCGCUGCAAACAUAUCUGUUCUCGAAAGAGCUUGCGAUUUCUUUGUUCGAAAUGCAGCUCAGCUAUGUGGGAUCCCAGUUCGAUCGGUUGAGAGGACUCAAGCUUGUUUAACUGCAAAGGUAGUUCUAAAAACUUCAAGAGAUGCUGCUUAUCUUGCUCUGUUGAAUUUGGUUAACAAUAAGUUGGAUGAGUAUAUGGCACUAACCGAAAACAUAAAAUGGACUUCAGAGGAGAUAGCAGAGAAUGGGAACGACUAUAUCAACGAAGUCAUCGUUUACCUUGACACGAUUAUGUCCACGGCUCAGCAAAUUUUGCCGUUGGAUUCGUUGUACAAGAUUGGAUGUGGAGCUCUAGAGCACAUUUCCAACUCGAUAGUGUCUGCCUUCCUUAGUGAUAGCGUCAAGAGGUUUAGUCCGGCUGCUGUUAUUGGCAUCAACACCGAUCUAAAGAUGUUAGAGAAUUUCGCGGAAGAAAGAUUUCAUGGUAUGGGAUUAAGCGAAGUGUACAAGGAAGGUAGUUUUAGAGGCUGUUUGAUCGAAGCACGCCAACUAAUCAACCUUUUAUCGAGCAGUCAACCCGAGAACUUCAUGAAUCCUGUGAUUCGCGAGCGAAACUACAAUGCCUUGGAUUACAAGAAAGUUAGUACGGUUUGUGAGAAGUUUAAGGAUGCACCUGAUGGGAUCUUUGGAAGCCUUGCAACGAGGAACACGAAGCAAAGCGCGAAGAAGAAAUCGAUGGACAUGCUGAAGAAAAGAUUGAAGGAUUUCAACUGAUAUCUAUCAAAAGGUCCCUUCUUUACUCUUAUUAGUUUAGUAUAGUUUUGUUUUGGUUUUUCUAUUGAGUUUGAGAAUGUAUGGGAAUCAUUAACAUUUCCUAAUGAUAUAUGUCCAUACAAUAAAUAUGCAAUUUGAUUUCUUUUUUCUCUUGA